AUGAGCGCUUUACUGUGUAGACCCCCGUCCUUCUACCAAUUGACUUCCUGGGUGCCGUGGUGGAUCGUUGUGACUGGUAUACUUGGCGUUGUCGUCCUCCUCCGAGUCGGUCGAAACCUUCGAGCUGGUCGCAAGACGCCUGCGCCGCUUCCUCCUGGUCCAAAGGGAUUGCCCAUCCUCGGUAACCUUUUUCAGAUACCUAUUCACCAGCCAUGGAAGGUUUAUCAUAGCUGGAAAGAAACGUAUGAGUCAGUGGAGCUCAAGGAUCAAAUACAAGGGGAUAUAAUUUACCUUGAAGCGCUGGGUCAGAGGAUUCUCGUUCUGAAUUCGCUUGCUUCCAUUGAAGCUCUCCUCGUGAAACGGGCGGCAAACUACUCUGACCGUGCUGGGAGUGUAAUCACUGAUCUGAUGAGAUUUGGAUGGCUGUUUGGUUUGAUGAAUUAUGGCUCGGAGUGGAGAGAACGAAGACGGGUGUUCCACCAAUUCUUCAACCACAGCGAACAGCACCACCCGCUCAUCGAACACGAGAUCGGCAAUUUCUUACGGCAAUUGACUAAGAGACCUACGGGUUACAAGGAGGAAGUGCGAACAAUGCUAGGAACCCUUAUCAUGCGACUUACCUACGGGGCCGAGGAUAACGAGUACAACAAGCGCUUGAUCCAUGCCGCCAGUGCAGUCGCCAUAGGGUUUACGAAAUACUCGGUCCCUGGCGAGUUGCUGGUUACUAGCUUCCCUCUUUUGCGAUAUGUGCCAUCCUGGUUUCCCGGCGCGGGAUGGAAGUCCAAGCUAGAAGAGCUGGCUGUGAUCAACGAUUAUAUCCAUGGCCAACCGUUUGAUGAUGCGAUUGAAAGAGCGAAAUCUGGGAAACGCGAGGAGUUCCCUAGUUUUAUGUCGAAUGUACUUCAGACCCUGCCACCGGAAGAAGACCCCGAACGGCCUCGUCAAGAGGGAGUAGCUCGAGAUGUCGCGGCUGGUGCUUAUGCUGGUGGGUGCAGGUCGAUUCCUCUCCAUGCUCCGGAAUGGCUGAUCGUCUCUGUCGACAACGCCAUUGCAAGUUCUGCAAACGUCCUCGCGGUGGCACUUGCUCUGCACCCGGACGUUCAGGAAAAAGCGCAAGCAGAGAUUGAUGCGGUCGUAGGCUCAGACAGACUUCCUGAAUUCUCCGACUUGGACCAUCUGCCUUACAUUCAGGCGAUUGUCAAGGAAUUCAGCCCCGAGAGGUUCUUGGAGAACGAAAAGUUAAACCCUUCCGUCCUGGAUCCUGAAGUUGCGAUAUUUGGUUACGGGCGAAGGGUAUGUCCUGGUCGCCAGCUGGGUAACGACAUUCUCACAAUUCUGGCGGCUCGUCUUCUCGCUUGUUUCAACGUCAAGCAGGCCUUUGAUGAAGCCGGAAACCCCAAGCCUAUCAGCGCUGAAAUGACUUCGACUUUCAUUUCGUUGGUGUUUCGCCUUGUUCAAGCGGCGAUAGAGACUGAUCUACGGAGUGGUGUAGGGCGCCCUUGCCGUUUGAUUGCAAUGUUGUACCUCGCUCUUCAAGCCAUUUAG
Molecule: messenger RNA, 1545 nt
Organism: Coprinopsis cinerea okayama7#130
Lineage: Eukaryota; Fungi; Basidiomycota; Agaricomycetes; Agaricales; Psathyrellaceae
Product: O-methylsterigmatocystin oxidoreductase
Exons: 8
Coding region: 1-1545 (514 amino acids)
Molecular function (GO): iron ion binding; monooxygenase activity; heme binding
Source: RefSeq, a predicted model, not a curated record